UGUUGAGAGUAUAAGCAUUCAUCAAAUACCCGCGCUGCGUUGUUUAAAUCGUGUUAUUUCUCAUUUUCGUUCACGGAAGUGCGACCGUAAAAACUCUAAUUGUAAGCGACAAUGCCUCUCGGUUAUGAUGCUUACUUCCAUGAUUUUGCCUCAGGAAGGAGGAAGAAUUUCAAGAUAGGAGAGAAAUACGAGAAGGACCCUGAGCACAUGAAAUGGUUCGCAGGGACAUACCCGGUGAAGCCCAACUGGCCGAGUGUGAUCUCGACAGCGAAGACUGGUGAGAGGAUUUAUAUGGCCAGACUCAAGCACGAGGGCCAACUGCUGCCUGGCUACAUGAGAAACGGCUGGGCCUGCUUUGCCUACAAAGGAGAAGUGAUCAAGACCUGCGAAAAACACCAACUGCUCUACGAUGGCCACGUAAAGUGGUACCUGCCCCAUCGCGUGGACGAGAACCACGUCGUCGUUAUUGGACACGACGAAGACAAAAAUCCACUCUUCCUCGGCAGAUUCUUUGUCAAUGGAACCGAGCUCUUCGGAGAGGUUCGCCAAGGAGUGUGCACCAUUGUUGGAGACCCAAUCAAGAAGAUAAUACUGUCCGAGUCGGAACGCUACGCAAUUCUCGGCUGGUCAAGAGAAACAGUAGAACCGGAUGUGGAAUAAGCAGCCACUGUUUCAUUGUUAUUUUCUGUUGUCAGUAGUUGAUUAAAACAGGCGAG
Molecule: messenger RNA, 716 nt
Organism: Cloeon dipterum
Lineage: Eukaryota; Metazoa; Arthropoda; Insecta; Ephemeroptera; Baetidae
Exons: 3
Coding region: 112-660 (182 amino acids)
Source: RefSeq, a predicted model, not a curated record